AUGGUGUUGAGAGUGAUGAGGGUGGAAAGAUGGAACGAUGACCAGCUACCGCCACUAGUGGAAGCGCCACCGUUGAAGGUGGCGGAGAGCCCUUCAACUCACCGGUCAAUGGAGACGUUGGUGGUGGUGCUGGCCAUAAUAACCAUCGUCGGAGUGAUAGCAGGAUUCAUAGCACGGCUCUGUGGAGGAAGACAUUACGAUGGGAAUGGAGGAGAUCAUGAAAUUGAAGGAUGGAUUGAGAGUAGAUGCAGAAGCUGCAUUGAUGCAGGCAUAUCACCACCACCGCCGCCGCCGCCGGCGGUGGCAGCGGCAGCGGCAGUACCCGCACCACAAGAAGAAGCAAAGAAGUGA
Cynara cardunculus var. scolymus (artichoke) is the source of this 351-nucleotide messenger RNA. RefSeq lists its product as uncharacterized. The coding region runs from base 1 to 351 and encodes 116 amino acids. NCBI's taxonomy places the organism in Eukaryota, Viridiplantae, Streptophyta, Magnoliopsida, Asterales, Asteraceae. The transcript has a single exon. The record is from RefSeq and is a predicted model, not a curated record.